This is a messenger RNA of Hermetia illucens (black soldier fly), 634 nucleotides long. It is a transcript of the gene SdhD, whose product is annotated as succinate dehydrogenase [ubiquinone] cytochrome b small subunit, mitochondrial. The record is from RefSeq and is a predicted model, not a curated record. Gene Ontology annotation, cellular component: mitochondrial envelope; membrane. Bases 139 to 573 code for a protein of 144 amino acids. Gene Ontology annotation, biological process: tricarboxylic acid cycle; mitochondrial electron transport, succinate to ubiquinone. Gene Ontology annotation, molecular function: ubiquinone binding; heme binding. NCBI's taxonomy places the organism in Eukaryota, Metazoa, Arthropoda, Insecta, Diptera, Stratiomyidae. The transcript has 4 exons.
UGACGGGAAUACUGUGUGACGGACUUAAUACGCCGCUGGGCCGUGCAACUAUAGAAAUUUCGCACUUUUCGCAAGUACGUUGUACGUGGUGUCUUCAGCUUGACAAAAAUCGUUGGAAAGAAGUUAACGAGAACAACGAUGGCUAGCAUAAUGGCAAUGCGGUUGUGCAGAACAGCUGGUCCCAAAUUGAGACCAAUUACUACGAACAUUCGAACGAUUUCAACAACGGCACCAGUUCGCAGCAGUGGCGGCUCACAUUCUGGCUUGUGGACUGCUGAGCGGGCCCUUUCAGUUGGACUGAUUGGAGUUAUACCAGCAGCCUUAGCAUUUCCAUCGCAAGGAUUAGACGCAUUGAUGGCUGUCUCGAUUGUCAUGCAUCAGCAUUGGGGUUUGGAUGCUGUGGUAGUAGAUUAUGUACGUCCCGCUGUGGUCGGUAACGUCCUCCCUAAAGUAGCGCGAGGUGGCUUGUUCUUACUGUCGGCGGCAACGCUUGGAGGUCUUUUGUAUUUCAGUUAUAAUGAUGUAGGUUUGUCGAAGUCUAUCAGAAAGUUGUGGGCAAUCAAAGGGCAGUAAGAAUCAUCAUUCAUUUGUCAUACAGGAAACCUUGUGAAAAAUAAUAAUAGUUUAUAAAAAG